CGAGCCUGAGUCAGAGCAAGCCAUCAUGCAGCAUUCUUUCAUGGUGUCUGCUUCAAGCUCAUACUUCAGUUCCUGCCCUGAUUCCCCAUAAUGAUGGGCUAUGACCUGGAAGUGGAAGCUGAAACCUACAGCAACAGAGAUGAAACGGGCUUCUUUCCCUCUAGCAGAAUAAGGUCUUAGGCUCCCGAGCUGCUUAGCUAUUGCUGGGUAUUCCAAGCUAAAGAUGACCAUGAUGAGUCACCUGAGAGUGAUUCUACAAGUCUCUUCGAGUACAUUGCCAUGGAGAAGGUGCUGGGUUCCGAGGUUGGUGCCACGGAGGUCCUGCAGUCUCUAUACCUGCACAUACAGAACCAGGAACCGAGCCUUACCUCCACUCUGGGAAAACUUGGACCUUGCUCCUGCGGGUGAUCGGCAAUCACCCAUCAACAUCCGAUGGAGGGACAGUGUUUAUGACCCUGGCUUAAAACCACUCACCAUUUCUUAUGACCCAGCCACCUGCCUCCACAUCUGGAACAAUGGGUACUCUUUUCUUGUGGAAUUUGAAGAUUCUACAGAUAAAUCAGUGAUUGAGGGAGGACCCCUGGAACACAACUACCGACUGAAGCAGUUUCAUUUUCAUUGGGGAGCCAUUGAUGCUUGGGGCUCUGAGCACACCGUGGACAGUAAAUGCUACCCAGCAGAGCUGCACUUGGUACAUUGGAAUGCAGUCAAAUUUGAAUGUUUUGAGGAUGCAGCACUGGAAGAAAAUGGCUUGGCUGUGAUAGGUGUAUUUUUAAAGCUAGGUAAACAUCAUAAAGAACUACAGAAAUUGGUGGACACUUUGCCAUCAAUUAAGCACAAGGACACCCUGGUGGAAUUUGGAUCAUUUGACCCUUCCUGUCUGAUGCCUACUUGCCCAGAUUACUGGACCUACUCUGGGUCUCUCACUACGCCGCCCCUCUCAGAGUCUGUUACCUGGAUCAUUAAGAAGCAGCCCGUUGAGGUUGACCGUGACCAGCUUGAGCAGUUUCGGACCCUGCUUUUUACUUCUGAGGGAGAGAAAGAGAAAAGAAUGGUGGACAACUUCCGCCCUCUUCAGCCACUGAUGAAUCGCACCGUCCGCUCAUCCUUCCGCCAUGACUAUGUGCUCAAUAUACAAGUGAAGCCCGAGCCAACAGCCAGCGAAGUCACCCCCUAAGACAGCAUACUUCAGCAGCAUCUACGUUUAAUGACUCAUAGCUUAAAAUUUUAACUAGAUUAUUUUAAAACACAGCAUUUAAUAAUACUUAUAUGUAUACAUUUCUAUUUUUUUCCUUCCUUUUUUGGGUAACAUUUCAAAAUUCCUACUCUUGUAAAGCAAAGACCGGGAGACAAAUGAAGAAAAACAAAAACCUGUACCCAAAUAACGUCAAGUUACCUGAGGUCACCCUUUCUUUUUCUUUCUUUCUUUUUUUUUUUUUUUUUUUGGAGUCA
This is a messenger RNA of Mus caroli (Ryukyu mouse), 1452 nucleotides long. RefSeq names its product carbonic anhydrase 5B (gene Ca5b). Gene Ontology annotation, cellular component: mitochondrion; cytoplasm. NCBI's taxonomy places the organism in Eukaryota, Metazoa, Chordata, Mammalia, Rodentia, Muridae. Gene Ontology annotation, molecular function: carbonate dehydratase activity; zinc ion binding. The record is from RefSeq and is a predicted model, not a curated record.